GUACAGCUCCUUGGUAUAGCAUACGUUGAAAAAACAUGCUACAGUAAAAAGUCAUCCAGAUUAUUACUGGUGCAUUCGGCAUCGUUUUUCUCCAGCUAUGUAUUUUGCUUUCCAGAGCCAGCCACACUGCCUCAAAUCAUGAAUUAUGCGAGCGCGUCUUCUUUACAUCAGUUCCGCUUCUAUACACUUCGCCGUUUGGUUCCUGUUCAAAAAUGACAAACCCAGCGUAUAGGCAUGUGGUGACGUUUCAGACUGGAUGAAACUGUUCCUUACACAUAGGCAAGAGAAGAAAACCAGCUACUGUUUGGGCCGCAUAGAGCAAUUCGUGUAUAAUACCACUUUCAGAGCAUUAAAGGGGAUUUGGUGUAACACACAAGCUGGGAUGCCGUAUGUCACAUGACAAUUUCUAAAAAUAAAGAGACAACAAAACGCCUGAGCUUCAAUAUUAUGAAAAGAACAAUGAUGCAGUAAUGUCAGCGUAUCUGUUGAACACACUGUGACCUUCACUUCGUCGCACACCCUGUAACUGCUGAAAAUGACAUUGAGAGUGCUGAUUUCCCUCUCUAUCAUCCUUCCUCUGUUGAUGACCUUCUGUGUCUCCAAUCUUACAGACCUUCAAAGACAGGCACCAGUGGACAGUGUUAAAAACUGUACAGGAGCCUGUAAUGAAACAAGGCAAACAGCUAUACUGUCAACCAACGUAAAAACAGUCCCAACUAGAACAAACUCUACUUCCACUGUAUCCUCACUCGCCAGUUACACAGCAACCACAACAAGAAGCCAGGCAUCCCUAACAAAUGGAUCGUCCCAAACAAACUCCAUCAGCCUCAACCCCACAGAAUCUAGAAAUGAAACAGGCCAUUCAUCUCCACCAACCCAGAACGCAACUACAACAACAUACUCCACUGUACCUUCUGCAGCCAGCCCUACCUCGCAGAACCCACCUCCCACUACUAAUGCAGUACCAAGCACAACCCCAAACACAACCCUAAAGGAGACACCAGUGGAAUCCACUUUAUCAACAGGCAUGUCGUCCCCUGCAAGCCACACAACCCUCGCUGUGAUCCCUACAUCUGCAACAUUGAUGUGGCAGGAAGGUACAUCUGCUCCUGUGCCACAGGUAGACACAACCAUUGCAAAAGAAACCACCAGUAGUGCAAUCCCAACCACUACUGCUGAAGCAACUACACAGCAGACAGCCCAGACCAUACAGGAAUAUACUUCUACACCCAACAAGAAGCCACCACCACCUUCAACAGCAUCCCUGAACCCACCAACAACUACAGAGAGUGUAGCAACCACAACUCCGCUAAAAUAUGGGUCAAAAAGCCCCCUGGAUAAAACCACUGUGGCAGAUAGCAGUGUUUUGAUUGCUAUAAGGCCUCUCGCAAUGCAGCUGGUGGAUACCAGCCUGCUGUUAGCAGUGUUUUUCUUUGGACUGUUGUUUUUCCUGCUCACCAUCAUAUUGUUUGUCUCCCUAGCUUACGAGAGCUAUAAGAAGAAGGACUAUACACAGGUGGACUAUUUAAUUAAUGGAAUGUAUGCAGAUUCUGGAGUGUGACAGUAUUGGGUACUGAAAUUAUUUUAGGUUUUCUUUUAUUUUUUAUUUACUUUUUUUUUUUCUCACUUGUUUGAAAGGCUUUUGAAAACCUUUUUUUUCUGUUUUUCCUUCAUCAGCGCUUCCAGACUACCUUUUGACUUGGCAGAGCAGUUGAUAAUUGCCUUUUGGAUUUUUCAUUGUGCCAACCUGCUCUCUUGCUGACAAAGCCAUAGGAAUGUGUUUUUUUCUUUUAUUUUGUUUUUGACAUUUGUUGAAAUGUAUGUUGUACUCUAACCUAUGCACAAGGCAUCCUUAUGAACAUUUUUGCUUAAAGCCAUUUAGAAGAAAAGAGAAUGACGCUGAGCAAGUUAGUGCAUUCCUUGAACAAUGAAACAGUGUUUAGAAGGGUGUUUUAUUAACGCCACAGAUUCUUUGCAAUGCAAUAGAAACCUCAAGUGGGGAAUAAUUCAGAUCUGAAUACCUAUAAUGUGCCAACUAACGUCUGUUUAAUUUCUGUACUGGGUUUUGCAAUAAAACAAAAA
Molecule: messenger RNA, 2082 nt
Organism: Polyodon spathula (Mississippi paddlefish)
Lineage: Eukaryota; Metazoa; Chordata; Actinopteri; Acipenseriformes; Polyodontidae
Exons: 3
Coding region: 536-1561 (341 amino acids)
Source: RefSeq, a predicted model, not a curated record